This is a messenger RNA of Plectropomus leopardus (leopard coralgrouper), 6025 nucleotides long. RefSeq names its product SPHK1 interactor, AKAP domain containing (gene sphkap). Gene Ontology annotation, molecular function: protein kinase A binding. Gene Ontology annotation, cellular component: mitochondrion; cytoplasm. The record is from RefSeq and is a predicted model, not a curated record. Lineage: Eukaryota; Metazoa; Chordata; Actinopteri; Perciformes; Serranidae.
GCGGAGAGACGCGCAGGGCAGGCAGUGGUGCUGCUGCUGCUGUUACUGAUACCGCGGGUCUCACUUCAUCACAGUCUUCCUCCAGUUACGCUGAAGCAGCCUGGGAUUCCUUUAGUGCUCGGUCGGGGAUGCGCAUCUGGACGUGAGUGUCCCGGGGACAAUCACGCGUCGAGGCGCUCCACUGUACCUCUCCCUGCCCCCACAGAGGAAAUAAUCGCAUCGAUUGAGGACAGUUUGGCUAUUUUUGACAGAAUGGCAGGCGCAGAGUACCUUCUGAAAACGCCGAGUAACUUCCAGUCGUCUGCCAUGUUUGAAGGCUCAGAGGUGGUGGAAGUGGACGGAGGCAGUACGGAGAGCACCGUUGGCUCGUCCAUCAGCGCCUGCAAGAAGGUGCUAUGCAGUAACAGUGUGCUGGACUCGUCAGAGUACUGGCUGAGGAAUGACAAAGCUCUGUGCAGACUGGGCCUGCUGGACGAUGACACGGAGGGCAGCUGCACCAUGAUCUGCUUUGUCAAUCUCGACCCUCAGAAAACGGACUAUCGAGAUGACAAAAGCAUCAAGAAAUUGGCAUCGGUGUCUCCAGAUCUGCCAAAGCUUGCUGAAUUACUGACUGUCCACCAGCCGAAAGAAAAUGAGAUCCUGCUGCUCGGUGGCCUUGAAGCUUCAGAUACUUGCCAAACACGACCGCUCUCUCCCUCUCAGGGUGGGCAGCAGCAACAAAGAAGUUCAGGUGUGUGCCUGGUUCAGUGUUCAGGGCAAAGACGCUCCACCCAACCGGGCAACAUCAUCUUUGAGAUCAACAAGUUUCUGAUUGGUCUGCAGUGGGGAAAAGAGCGACAGCUUCAGCAAGGCCGAGCAGCCCGGCAGCGGGUCGAUGAUGACACCAAUCGCUCCAUCUCGUCCAUAGAAGAAGACUUCUUGACUGCAUCAGAGCACCUUGGAGAUGACAGUGAGGAUGAUGGUUUUAGAAAUGAACCAGAGAGUGGUGACCUGGCAGAGAGCUUGGUGGAGGCUGCGCAAAAGCACUGUGUCAGACUUGCAUGUCAGAGGGGACAUAAUCAAAACAGGGAGGAUGCUGAGGUGAAAAGGGAAGGGAGUCAACGAGCAAGCCUCCAUACGAAGGAAUCGGCUGGUCACUAUGCCACCAAUCUGGCUGAGUCAGUACUGCAAGAUGCCUUCAUACGCCUCUCUCAAGAUGAAACCUCCUUUGUCUCUGAGGCUGCUGUUAGCGUCUCCCUCUCUAGUUGUCCCUCCACUGCUACAGGUCGCUCAAAGACCAAAGAGCCUUCCCAACAGCGCACCUGCUCUUUUGAACUCCCCAAGAUUGUUAUUGUUCAAAGUCCAGACAGUUCUGAAGGGGCCACAGAGUGGCCAGAGAACCAGGUGUCUCAUGUGCCUGACCAGGACACCGCUGUCAAAGCCAGAGAGACACCAGAGAAUGGGACACAGGCGCACAUCCCCCACCACAAUGGAGGAUGCCCAUCCAAACAUGUGGAGGUUGCUUUGGCCUGUGCUGCCAGUGUCAUCGGCACCAUUACCAACCCACAGCUGACAGAACAGCUCACUAUGGAAUCAGCCUCAGAGGAAGACACAGAGGAGGAGAUGGCAGAACCAGAGGAGAGAGGCAACUACUCCUUCCAGUCAGCUAUAUGUGGCAUGGCUCAGGUAGCUGGUGCUGUAGCAGCUGUGGAGCUAACAGAGGAGUCAGGGGAAUGUGCAGAUUCUGACGUCGAUUCAGCCGAAGUCUGCACAGCAUCCCGUGGUCUGAUGUCUGCUGCCGAAGCCUCUGCAGCCAUCACACUGCACUGCAGCGUGGCAGAAGGUACCAGUGUUGAAGCGUUUCGUGCCAACAUUGCUGAGGUCCUACACAGGGAAGCAGCUGAGGUGUUGGCUCAGCCGCAAGGCUACAGGAGUGUAGCCCACUUACUGGAGACCACGCAUAACAAGAUAGUAGAUGGCAUUACUUGUCCAAAAAAAUCCUACAUGGAUGAAAGAGAGGUGGAUGACUUGAUAAAUGAGGUGGCAGACAGCCUAUUCAAGCAUGCUUUAGAGAAAGCAAAAAAGAAAAAAGAACUGGAGGGUACUGGAAAAGAUGCGCCAGGCCUUCAGGUGUUUCUGCAGGACAGUGUUAAUAAUUUGCUCUUUGAUAUCCUUUGUCUGACACAAAAGAAAAUCAGUCACAUCUCUGUAUAUGACCAAGGGUCAUUAGAGACUCAAGAAGGUGAUACUUGUGCUAGGGAGCGUGCUACCACCAAAGAGAGCAGGGAUCCAUUAAGUCAAUUACAGUGCUUAGUUGGCCAUGGCCAGUCCACUAAUAGUGAGAGCCACAGCAGCAUACUACAUUGCACAGAUAAGUUUACCAUGGUUCCUGGGCUGAAGGAGAAAUAUGUGCUUGAGGAAAGUGAUCUCAUUGCAUCUUCCUCAACAACGCACAGCAGAGAGCAACAGCAGCAGCCAUGCAGACAGAGUCAAUCGAUAUCCAACUCUUUGCCUGCCAAAGACUCCUCCGACCACCAGCAGAUCCAGCAGGGCAGUGGUGCCAUCAGAGAACCUUUGAGUGAAAUCCAAGUUCAUAGCACAGACAGGAGAGGACGGCGAGUGACUGGCGGUGACAGUAGACAGUCCUCUCUCACGCCCCAGUCCUCCCUCACACCCCAGUCCUCCCUCAACUCUUGCAGUUCUCUGCUCUCUUGGAGAAUGGAUUCAGAGUCCAGGACACCUAUUACUUGCUAUGCUGAUGAUUUGGCUGCUACAGUGGUGUCUAUGGCCACAGAACUGGCAGCUAUCUGCCUGGAAAACAACACUGGGAAACAGCCAUGGUUCUGUUCCCUUAAAGGGACGUCACCUGAAGGGCCAGAAGCCUACUUGAUUCCUGCUUGCCGUACAGUGCUCAGGAGGAAAGAGGCUCAGGGCAGCAACGCUGCCUCCAAGAAACAUCGGGCGCCACGCCUGAGUGAGAUCAAGAGGAAAACAGAGGAGCAACCUGAGCUGAUGGAGCGGCUUGUGAACCGUGUGGUGGACGAAUCAGUUAACCUAGAUGAACCACAGGACCCAUUUGCCCUCUUUGCCUCUGAAGUCACGGCCAGGAUCAUGAACUGUCCCGAGCUUAACGUGGUGGAUACCUCCAAAGCAGGCCAGCCACGCAGCAGGUUGCAGUGUGAGAGGUGGAGCCGUGGGAAGGCAUCUAGUUAUGAGAGUAUUCCAGAAGAAGACGCAGACCCCUCAGGCACACCCAACACCCUGGGCCUUGGCAGCCGGUUAGGUCAGAACUUGAGCCGUGGUAGCUCGAUCUCUAAGCAGUCUAGCUGUGAGAGCAUCACAGAUGAGUUCUCACGGUUUAUGGUAAACCAAAUGGAGACCGAGGGCAGGGGCUUUGACCUUCUGUUGGACUACUACGCAGGGAAAAAUGCCAGCAGCAUUCUGACUGCAGCUGUACAACAGGCUGCAUCGAAGAAAAAUGGUCACCUUAAUGUCAGGACCUCGUCCUGCCUGUCCAAACAGUCAAGCACAGAGAGCAUCACAGAGGAGUUCUACAGGUUUAUGCUUCAGGACAUGGACAAAGAAAACAGAGAGUAUGGCAUCGCUAAGACCAAAGAGUGGAGCAACAGCCUCUUCCCCCCUUCUCCUAGAACUCCAUUCUGUAUACGGCAGUCGUCUGUCCCUGACCGGCGCUCCUCAGACUCGCGACUGACUGUCAACUCACCCAUUAAAGCCAACUCUUUUGAUGGAUUUGCCCGCAAUGUGCAUGGAGACACAUUAAAUAUCUUCCCCACCAACUCAGUUUCAGCCACAGGACUGUGUAAGUCAGACUCCUGCCUCUACCAAAGGGGUAAGACUGACCAGAUUACGGAUAUGCUGAUUCAUGAAACCUGGUCGAGCUCCAUUGAGUCAUUGAUGAGAAAGAACAAAAUCAUUGCCGAUCCAGAGGACAGUAUAGAACUUGAGGCUGCAGGAGACUCCCAGCCCCAUGUGCAGCAGUUUGCCAAUCGCCUGGCAGCUGAUAUUGUAGAUAUUGGCAAGUCUGCCUUGGGGGGCCAGCAAGAUGUAGCUGGGGGUGCAUCUGGGUCGCUCCCACAGCCGCACAUGCCUGUUGUUGAAAGGAGGAGGGGGUUCAAACAAUCCCAUCUAAGCUGUAGUCGGAGUAGGUCCAGCCAGGAGCAAACUGGUAGUGGCGUAGGGUCUGGGACUAGCGACAGCAGUGCAUCCCGCUUGAGGGGCCCCAGAGAUGUGCCGCUGAUCCACAUUGAAGGAGAUCAGAAGGAUGAGGAGACUCAUUUAAAUCCUGAAAGGACAGGAGAAGAACCUCAAGAGGCAUCCCAAGAUGUGUCAGCUACCAAACGUACAGAGAGAGCUACGGCCAGCAGCAGCAGCAGUGAGAGGGACAGGCCAGCUGUGGCGGUGGCUGCAGUAGUGAAGAGCGACAAGCGUUCUAUGAGUGCUAGCAGUGAAGAGAGCAUGGGGAGCUGGUCCCAUAUAACCCCAGAGGAUGACCCCCACGAGGAGACCAGUAGUUUUAUCCAGCUGAGCGAGGGGAACGGAACCAGCAGCGCAUCCAGCGUAGGCCUGGCAGACCUCGAUGCUUUUUCUGAUGUGCCCACUCAGAGCACAGUAAUCAGUGGGGAGACAGAGGAAGAACAUCUAGCAGGAACAAAGGAGCAUAUCUCUGAGAGCAGUUCAGCAAGGACAGCAGGCGGCAGUAGCAACCUCAGGGUGCUCUUGGUGGUCAACUGUGACCUUGAACCUGAGCGCGUGGACUCAGAGCUGAGAGUGGCCCUGCAGUGGAUCGCCGCUUCUGAGCUCGGCCUUCCUGCACUCUACUUCAGGAAGUCCAAAGAGAAGAGGAUUGCAAAGUUCCAGAGGGUGGUUCAUCUGAUGUCUCAGAAGGCUUGGCGGAUUGCAGACUUGUUCAGAGCUGUGCUCCAAUACUGUAAGCUACAUGAGAAAGAGGAAGAGGAGGGCCGGUCUCUGUCCAGCCUGUUUGAUUGGCUUUUAGAGACCCUUUAAGGCUCUGUAGUCUCAUAUUGCAAAUUAAUUCUCUCAUACUUCUUACGUGUUCUCAACCGUUUGCCUGAUUCUGUCUUAUCACAACAAGUGUCUCCUAAUGCAAACUGAGAGCACUAUGUGAUUAGCAUACUUAAAAAAUUCAUACACCUCACUCUGUCCAUUGAAGUUGCAUAGUUUGUCUGUUCACAGCCAUGAAUGGACCAGUCUCCCUUUAAUCAAAGCAUGUUUUUGUUUUCAGAUUCGUCUGUCUAGUAAGACGCAAAACAGAGAGCAAGACAUUCCUGAAAGGAAUGAACUAGCAUUCAAGAGAUUAAAAUCAGCAGGUUUUAACUGCUCCAGAUUAUAUAAAUAUAUAUAUUUAGAUUCUCACAAACCAAUUGUGUUUAUUUAUUUAUUCCACAUGAACACACAUGAAGCAAAGUACAAAUAGAAGAAAGACAAAACAGUCUAAAUCCUUCUUGCAACUCAACAUGCUCAGACCUUUAAUAUCAAAACUACCUUUUAAAAGAGGCUGUUGAAACGAAAGCCCACAAAAAGCUCUCACUUUCUUCUGAUAUCCACUUAGAAGUGCAAAUUUGCUGAAAGGAAGCAAAAUGCCCAUAUCUUUGUUGUGUUCAUUGGCCAACAUACCACCUCUGUUGUGACCUUGAAAUUCAGUUUUGAGUAAGUCUGUUAUUUUGUUCAUGUUACUUGGGAAUUUUGGAUAGCUGUACUGUAUAUACUGUAGAUUUGGAACUGCUGCACCUUGGAGUAGUGGACUGCUCUCUUUAGCUUUUACUAUGUCAGGAGAAGACAGAGUAAGGUUUGUAAUGUUGAAUUUGUAUGUGAAUUUGGUCUGUUUAUUUCUAUACUUAGUGGUACUCUAGUGUUACAUCAGCAUUGGGAAAAAAGCACACAAUUCAGCUGUAAACUCUGUCACGAUAGAACUGAAUGUAUUUAUCUUUUGACAUCAAUAAAUUUCUGUGAUGUGAAAUACAAGCACCAUUGAUCAUUCAUAAAGACAACUGAACACUGUUUAGAA